AUGGAGAUCGAAGAUCUGAUCAUAGACGAUCGGCGGCGGGGUAUUUUCAGGGUCCAUCGGUCGUCCAUGACCUCCGUGGAUUUGUUCCGGCGGGAACAGGGACAAAUCUUUGACCGAUGCUGGAUCUACCUGGGCCACGAGUCGGAAGUGGAACAUCCCGGAGACUACCUGCGCCGCACAAUAGCUGGUCGACCGCUUUUCUUGGUCCGUGGCAAAGAUGAUCAGGUGCGCGUGUUCCUCAUUUCCUGUACCCAUCGGGGCGCUUUGAUCUGCCGCCGCGACGCGGGGAACGCCGAUGUCCUGCAAUGCUUCUAUCACGCUUGGUCUUUCAACACCAACGGAAAGCUGAUCGGUGUCCCCGGCGAGGAUGCCUACGGCCCUUACUUUGACAAAAGCGAGCUGGGCCUGAAGCAACCACCCAGAGUCGAAAGCUAUCGGGGCUUUUACUUCGUGAGUUUCAACCCCUAUGUCGAUGACUUGGUAACUUAUCUGGCUGGCGCUAAAGAUUACCUUGACCUGAUAGUGGACCAAGCCGAGGAAGGGAUGCGGGUAAUUCGUGGUUCCAACAAGUACACCAUGAAGGCCAACUGGAAGCUCCUGGUGGAAAACAGCCUGGAUGGAUAUCACCUGGUUCCGACCCAUCAAACCUAUCUGGAUUACAUCAGCAGUCUCGGGACCGACGACAGCGGGCAAACGGCGGCAUCCCGCAUCGUCGGCACCGCGAAAGCGCUGGGCAAUGGUCAUUGUGUGAUCGAAUCUCCAGUGCGGAACGGCCGCCCCAUCGCUCAUUGGCACCCGCUGUUCGGUGAGGAGGCCAGGGAGCCGAUCGCGCGAGUCCGUCAGCGGCUGGUGGAAAAGUACGGAGAAGAGCGGACCCACCGGAUGGCCGAUACUUCCCGAAACCUGAUCAUCUAUCCCAACCUGGUGAUCAACGACAUCAUGGCCAUCACCAUCCGGUAUUUCGAACCGGUGGCCCCCGACCACAUGGAGGUUACGGCCUGGCACCUCGUUCCGCGAGAGGAGUCGGAGUCCAUGCUGGCCACUCGAUUGGACAGCUUCCUGACCUUCCUGGGACCGGGCGGCUUUGCCACGCCGGAUGAUGUGGAGGCUCUGGAAUCCUGCCAAGCCGGCUUCCGCGCCACCGAAACCGAGUGGUCGGAUAUCUCCAGGGGUAUGCUCAGUCCUGCCAAAUCGACGGAUGAGCUUCAGAUGCGGGGAUUCUGGCGGCAAUGGCACGCGAAUAUGCAAGGGCUGAGUCAUACCGACGUGCAGGACGGGCCGGUAACGGAAACCGAAGCCGUGCCGGCUUUGGCUACAGACGACUGA
Geodia barretti is the source of this 1326-nucleotide messenger RNA. NCBI's taxonomy places the organism in Eukaryota, Metazoa, Porifera, Demospongiae, Tetractinellida, Geodiidae. The record is from the annotation of a GenBank genome assembly.